This is a messenger RNA of Peronospora matthiolae, 753 nucleotides long. Lineage: Eukaryota; Oomycota; Peronosporomycetes; Peronosporales; Peronosporaceae. The record is from the annotation of a GenBank genome assembly.
AUGUUGAAAAUGACACUGAAACGACUGAAUGAGAUUGUAAUGACGGCAGUUCAAGAUACAGAACCCAAACUUGAUGUACCAAAAGGAUCGCUGCACCAUUUUCAAUUUCGUCUUGGACACAUAUCUUACGAAAGCGUGGAGCGUGUGGCCAAAGAUCUUAAUUACGGCAUUGAGCUUACUGAUCACGGGCGUGCAAACUGUCUCACGUGCGCUGAAGCGAAGAGCACUAGGACUGGACAGCCCAAGAACAACUCGGGCGCAAAUGAACCAACGGACCGCAUCGGGGGUGUGAUCUGUAGUGAUCUAAAAGGACCAAUCACCCCUAUAGACCGACAUGGAAACCGAUAUUUGGUCGUGUUUAUUGACUACAAGUCAAAUUACGUGCGCGUAUUUGCGGCACGGCAGAAAAAUGCUGCGGCCGAGGUGUUUAAGAAUUUUCAAGCGUGGUUUGAAAACGAGUUCAAUUGCCGCAUUCAUGUCCUGCGCACUGACGGCGGAGGAGAAUAUGAAUUGGUCAGUCUCUUCUGCAAACAGACAGGCGUUCGACGUCAAGAAAAAGAAGCAGGUACUCCACAAUCUAACGGUGAGGCUGCAGAGUAUGCUGCUUAUAUACUUAACCGGAAUCCGACUCGAGCAAAUUUAGGGCGUGCGUCGCCGAUUGAAGUACUCACCGGGCGGGCACCGAAUUUGCAAAAUAUCGUUGAGUUUGGGUCUCCGUGUAUGGUUUGGCGGGACCCUAAAAAGAAGACAUAA